This is a messenger RNA of Schistosoma haematobium, 2609 nucleotides long. RefSeq lists its product as uncharacterized. Bases 192 to 2609 code for a protein of 805 amino acids. NCBI's taxonomy places the organism in Eukaryota, Metazoa, Platyhelminthes, Trematoda, Strigeidida, Schistosomatidae. The record is from RefSeq and is a predicted model, not a curated record. The transcript has 2 exons.
AAACAAAUAGUGUGAACUAACAGAUAUGGACUUAGUCUUUCAUUUGACAAUCUCUAAUAACAUUAACAUGGAUUUUAAAAAGUCUGAUAAUAUUCAUACAACUAUUUUAUAAAUUAAAGUACUAAUUGAUACAUUUUCAUUUACAAUAAUUCUUGGAUUAAAAUAAAACAAAAACAAAAUCCAUUGAAAUAAUGAUCAUAAUAACGAUAGCAUUAUUUUUAUUAUUUCAUAUAAGUAUUCAUUCAUUACCUAUGAUGAACAAAACCUUAAAUCAACAUAAUGAAACAUUAUCCAAUCUAAAUGAUAAACAAUUAAAUAAUAAUAAUAGAGAAAUUAUUCCUACUAAUAAUAUCAUUAAUGAUAAUUAUAACCAAUUAUUAUUAUUAUUUAAAGAUAUUGCUUCAAUACAAACAUUUAAUACAAUAAAUAACCUUAUGAAUAAUAAUAAUGAUGAUAACAAUAAUAAUAAAGAAAGUAAUUAUUCAUUAAAAAAUAAUAAUUUCAAUCAAAAAAUCAAUAAUUCAAUUAAAUUAAAACAAAAUCAAUUUAUUGACAAUUCAUGUAAUCAUAAACAAUGUUCUAUAAUAUUUAGAAUAAAAGAAUUAAAUGAUAAACUAAACCAUUCUAAAGGUAAAUUUAUUAUCAAUAAAAAUAUAAAUAAUGAAAUCUUAUUACGUAAUAUAAUAUCUAAUGAAAUAAUUAAAAAUCAAUUAUUCAAUAAAAAUUUUACACAAUUGAUUAUUGAUUUAAAUAAUAAUAAUAAUAUGAAAGAUUUAUCUUUAUUAAAAAUGUUUAAUAAUCAAUCCUUUAUACAUUUAUUACUUAGUAUAAACAAGGAUACUAUAUUGAAUAAUUUAAUCAUAAAGAAUAUAAUAAAUAAUUUGAAUGAUAAAGAAAAUCGAUCAAUUGAUCAUUUAGAUGAUUAUUAUAUUCAGAAAAUUAUUAAUUUAACAGAAAUGAAUACUGAUCAUUCAAUAACAAAAGUGUCAAAUAUGAAAAUCAAUAAAGAAGAGGAAUAUGAUAAUGAAAUCGAUCAAUUAAUUGGUGAAGAACAAAGUUUCAAUGAAGUACUUGGUAACAAUAAGUUAGGGAAAAAUUUAAUAAAGAAACAAAUAAACAUAGAAAAUAAAAAUAAAUUAUUAACAAAUAAUAAUAGAAUAUCAAUAAGUAAAAAAUAUAGAAGAAAACGUUCAGCAAAUAAUAUUGAUUUAGGAGCAUUCAAUGCAUAUUCAUCAAGUACAAAAAAUAUAAACAGAAACAACAAGCAAAAAAAUAAUCAAAAAAAAAUAAAAAUAAACAAUAAAUACAAAAUAAAUAGAAGGAUUAAAAAAGACAUAAAUACAGAUGAAGAAAACCAUGACAAAAUGAAGAAUAUCAUAAAAGAAUAUAAUAAGGAUGAUGAUUAUGAAAAAGACACACCAUCAAAAGAUGAAACUAAUGAGAAUGAAAAAGAAAAAUUAGAAGACAAAAGGAUAACAGAAAAUGAAAAAAAAACAGAUGAAAGUAAAACAAACAAGGAGGAUACGACAGAUGAUUCGAACAAAACGAAACAAAUAUCAAUCAACAACGAAGAAAUAACUGAAGACAUACUUAAAACCGUAGACGUGCCAGACUCGAGUCCAGAAACUCCAGUAUCCGAGGAAGUGACGACUGUCUCUCCAGCUCCAACUGCAAAUGUUUCUGUGGUUGAUAAUUUACUUAUAUCAGCGAUCGGUUCCACCGUUUCUCGUGGUAAAGAUUUUCAUUUUGAUCGUAGUGCAGUUGGAGGAAUUAUUAAGUCUUUAAGCAACGAAGUAUUGGAGAAUAAUGAUAAAGUUUCUCCGCAUGUGUUUUCAACUGACAUUCCAAGGAACAGAAAUAUUAACAUACAUAUUAGUGGACCUUAUAUUCAUGAGCAUAAUCGGCUUGAAUUUAAAUAUGGUUUAACAAUUGGUUUCAUUCUAUUAUGUAUUCUGGUUAUUAUGUUAGUUCUGUCUUCAAUUCUUGUUCUCAUUUGGAUUCGUCAUCGACGUAAUAAAUAUUCUGGUAGUAUAACCCUGUCACAUAUUGAAGAAAACGAUAACAAUGUACAAAAUACCUCAUUAGGAAAAAAUAGAUUUCAAUCCAGAAACAGUACACAUGAUUCAUUUACAGCUGUAGAAGGAAUAGUUAAUGAAAGCAAAAGUAAUAGAUCUACUAAUUCAAUGAAAACACCAGCAAUACAAAAACGUCUUGAACUACGAAGAAAACAACAUAUAAAAGCUAAAAUAUUAGCUCAUGAAGCUUUACUUUCCACUGAUGAUUGUUCUUCAUGUGAUUGUGGUUUUACUUUUAAAUCUCCCAACUCUGAACGUCUCUGUUUAACAUCGAAUUUAGAUAAUGAUGUUAUAUUAACUGGUGCAUGGCGUAGACAAAGCAAUGAUAGCGGUGAUAGAAAAAACCAAACAAAUCAAAAUAUAUUAAAUUCUGUUGAACAUACUCAUGAUAAAGAAGAUGAAUUUCCAGAUACUCCUUCUAUAAAUACUAAUAAUUUUGUUAAAAAUAAUGAAACCACAUCUCAUUAUCAAGAGAUAAGUAUGAACAAACCCAGUAUAAGUUCAAAAGCAUGGAAAUAUAUUGAUGAAAAUUAG